AUGAACCCGGAGGCGAAGACCUUCUCCGCCGGCGACAUGGCAGCACCAACCGCGCAACUCACCAUCAACCUCGCCAGCGUGGGUGAGCAAGUCGUCACUGCCGUCAAGGACUCUAUGGACAAGAUCGGAAAUUACGUCGUCUCAGCCAGCAAGCCACCAGACCCGGAUCGUCUCAGUGAUUCAGUCCUUAGGGAGCAGAUACUGGUCAACAGCACCAUCUUGUGGCGCAUCCUGAUGAUCGAGGACCGCCAGCGGCGCUACGACUCCAGAGAGACUCUCAAGCUUCAUCUCAUCGUUAUCGGUACCGGCACCACCGUCUCCGCUCGUGUCCUCUACGAGUUGGGGAAUUCUGUUUACCUCCUGCUCGCCGGACCUGAUGCACCAACACAUCGUCAAGCAUACGAGAGGCUCUUGCCGAUGACUUGCGACCUUCUCAACAAGAAGUGGAGUGGCAAUGUCUUCCGCCAAGAUGGCGUACGUAAGUUUGAGGCAGCGACUGGGGGUACCUACAACUCAGUGAACAAACAGUAA
Fulvia fulva is the source of this 531-nucleotide messenger RNA. RefSeq lists its product as uncharacterized. The coding region runs from base 1 to 531 and encodes 176 amino acids. Lineage: Eukaryota; Fungi; Ascomycota; Dothideomycetes; Mycosphaerellales; Mycosphaerellaceae. The record is from RefSeq and is a predicted model, not a curated record. The transcript is spliced from 3 exons.